Tinamus guttatus (white-throated tinamou) is the source of this 448-nucleotide messenger RNA. RefSeq names its product mitochondrial ribosomal protein L53 (gene MRPL53). Lineage: Eukaryota; Metazoa; Chordata; Aves; Tinamiformes; Tinamidae. Gene Ontology annotation, cellular component: mitochondrial large ribosomal subunit. The record is from RefSeq and is a predicted model, not a curated record.
GGAAGAUGGCGGCGAAGAUCCGGGUGCCGCUGCGGCCCGUGAAGAGUAUCCUGGUCCGCUUCUGCCCCUUCGAGCCCAACGUGGAGAGCACGAGAAUAUUUCUUCAACGAAUAUAUCAUAAAAACAUCUAUGACACCAACAGGAACUGUGAAGUGACUACUGAUGUGAGACAUGAUGGAUCUGAGCCACUUGUAGAUGUUACGUUUGCUGAUGGAGACCGAUUGAUAAUGAAAGGAGCCCACCUGACAGCUGUAGAAAUGUUAACAGCAUUGAGCUCCAGAUGUAAUGCAAAAGAGCUUCAAGCAGAACAGAAGAGCAAGAAGAAGAAUCCCUGAAGAACCAAACACACACGUUCACAUUUACGUGUGUCAAAAGCAGCAGGCUGCAUCAAAGGCUUUUCUCAUAUGUGAUAAAAUCUGAAAGGGAAAGUUGGCCAAGUGCUGACCAG